AUGUUAACGACGUCUAAAAUUCCUGGAUUGACACCGUGCUCGCAGGGCUUCUGUCUGUACAACGCCGUCGCCGUCGCGGCGGCGUGGGCGCGCUACAACCUCGCAGACGCAGGCAUCAAGCGCAUCACGAUUCUCGACUUCGACAUUCACCACGGAAACGGCACGCAGCAAAUCGUGGAGGCGUUACACUUGCUUCCGCUCAUUUACGAAUUUAAGCCUGACUUGCUGCUGCUCAGUGCAGGGUUCGACGCGCACUUGACAGAUCCCAUGACUGAUAUACAUUAA
Dermatophagoides pteronyssinus (European house dust mite) is the source of this 285-nucleotide messenger RNA. RefSeq lists its product as uncharacterized. The record is from RefSeq and is a predicted model, not a curated record. Lineage: Eukaryota; Metazoa; Arthropoda; Arachnida; Sarcoptiformes; Pyroglyphidae.